This is a messenger RNA of Arctia plantaginis, 1413 nucleotides long. The record is from the annotation of a GenBank genome assembly. Lineage: Eukaryota; Metazoa; Arthropoda; Insecta; Lepidoptera; Erebidae.
AUGAUCCAGUGGUACUUAAAGACUAUAUGUGCUCUAAGCAUCAUUGCAGCUGUCUACUGCCAAACUGAAACAGAACCACCAACAACUGCCACCACCAAAUCACCACCGACAACCACCGUCGUUACUUCCACGACUACAGCUUGGGAGACGGAGACGCUGAACGAAGGGCAAGCCAUACAGAAGGCGUUACAAUACCUGCUUCAGCACCGCCAGUCUGACUGGGGAUGGGGAAACGACACCCACCAUGUUAUGCUGACUCUACAGUUGGCAAACAACACUGGAAAGGAGAUAGAACAACAGGAGUUAGAAAUGCAACUGUCAGCUAAACAGAUGGAGAUCGAGAUUCUGCUCAUGAUGUCCAAGCACCACGAGUCUCCUCCUCCAUUGGGCCGCCUUGCUGCCUACACGCUGGCCUUGGGCGCUCUCUGCAAGGAUCCUCGAUCAUUCCACGGACGAGAUCUGGUAGCGGCGUUACUUCAUCGGGAACCACCGCACGAUCUUGAAUUUGCGUACGCUACUCUCGCAGCGUGUUCUUCAGCUGCCCACGUACGACGCCGCCAUAUCAGGAGGCUCUUGGAUAUUGCAAAUGCAGCCUCUGAUCAUAGUCUUGACACUAUCUCAAUGGUUAUCCUAGCACUGAGAUGCGUGGUCCAAGACCACCGGCACCGCAGCCUCAUUCACUUCGUACGACGACCCAUGGCUGGGCUGGCUCGCCAACAGCACACUGACGGCAGCUUCGGCAGUCUUACCACUACUGCGUUAGCUAUCCAGGCUCUGGAAGACUCAGACAGCGGUCCCGGUGCGCAUCAACAUUGGAGCUUCCCUGCAGCUCGCAAAUGGCUUCUGGAGAGGCAGAACGCAGAUGGCGGUUGGGGCGAUGUGGCAAAGACUGCUGCUGCGGUUGCAGCACUCACACCUGCUUCUUUGGCUGUCGUCAGACCCCCGCAUUGCAGUGAUAAGCUUUUAGACAGUCGACAUGAGCCUUUCGAUAGCAACGGUGGUGACGGUACCCUUAAGCUGGCCUACCAGUCAGGCAGCACAAGCAACGAUUCUGAAGCUCGCAACGUAUCGUUCACCUACACCCUGUGGCUUGGCACCAAUGUCACUGACAACUACACGCUGCACAUGGUGGCCCCUAGGAACGUAUCUUUCUACCACGUGAUGCAAAUGGCUGCGGAGCACAACCCCAAGUUCAAGUUUGAAGCCAGCGAGUGGCCUAACGGUCACUACGUCCAUACACUAGCGGGUCACAAAGAGGAGCCUAUGGGCUACCAUUACUGGCUGCUGUACCGUCUUCCUGAGAUACCUGACCCCGCCAGCCCCCCUGGCAACCAACUCGUCGCUCCUGUUGGUGUCGACGAUUUGUUAGUAGAAGACGGCGAACACUAUCUGUUUUGGUACAAGAAGCUGUAA